Chaetomium strumarium is the source of this 2073-nucleotide messenger RNA. Its product is annotated as major facilitator superfamily domain-containing protein. Gene Ontology annotation, cellular component: membrane. The record is from RefSeq and is a predicted model, not a curated record. The transcript has 3 exons. Gene Ontology annotation, molecular function: transmembrane transporter activity. Gene Ontology annotation, biological process: transmembrane transport. The coding region runs from base 363 to 1961 and encodes 532 amino acids. Lineage: Eukaryota; Fungi; Ascomycota; Sordariomycetes; Sordariales; Chaetomiaceae.
GUUUGCCCAGCCCGCCAGGAAUUCUCAUCAAUUGCGCACGUUCCAUUCAUGAUUCAAACUGGUGCCUCUUUUGUCACAGACUCCUGCCUUCGAUCGGACGGAGGCGAACAAGCGGGGUCCGAGACAGGGCCCGCUAACCCAGAUCUGCGCCAAAUCUUCAACGUCUGCAGGUCCGCUCCUCGGCACAAAGACAAAGUUGUUAGUAAUGGCUUGAUUCGUUAUGAUGCAUGUUCGGGUUGCGUUACCCACCGGCGGAGUCCCAUCGCUUUCUAUAAAACAUCUCGUCUCUGUCACAAUGGGUUUACAUCCGGGCCGGACUGUUAUGGCGAUAUUAACUCGGAUUCUUUCACCCCGCCAACAAUAUGAAGGGGCGCACCGAUGUGGAGAGCCCCUCGGGGUCCGACGACAACGGCAGGAUCUCGAGUCUGGAGGCCGAUGAGCUUGAGCUGGAACGGCUGGGCCGCCAAAGGCCGGACGUGUUUCCCAAUGCCGUUUACGAGGUCCUCUUUUGCAGCUCCUUGCUCGUCUCCAUGUUCAUGGCUGAAUUCUUCAUCUCGGGCUUCAACAUCAUCCUGCCCGCCGUGUCCCAUGCGCUUGAGAUCCCCAAGGCCGACCAGACGUGGCCGGCCAGCGUCUUUUCGCUCGUGACGGGCGCCUUCCUCCUCCCGCUGGGUCGCCUCGGCGACAUCUACGGCGCCUACGUCGUCUUCAACGCAGGGCUGGCCUGGUUCUCCGUCUGGUCGCUCAUCUCGGGCUUCAGCGUCAACUACAAGAUGCUCAUCGUCACGCGCGCGCUGGGCGGCCUGGGCCCGGCGGCCUUCCUGCCGACCAGCAUCAUGCUGCUGGGCAAGACGUACCGGCCCGGCCCGCGGAAGAACCUGGUCUUCAGUCUGUGGAGCGCGUUUGCGCCGAUCGGCUUUUACCUGGGCAUCAUCACGGGCGGCUGCACGGCGCAGUUCAUGUCGUGGCGCUGGUAUUUCUGGCUGGGCUGCAUCGUGACGUUUGUGUGUUCCGGCGUUUCGCUCAUCACGAUCCCGCGCGACAUGGCGCAGACGCGGAGGGAGAACCCCCACGUCAAGAUGGACUACUGGGGCACCGUGACCAUCAUCCCGGCGCUGAUCCUGACGACCUUCGCCAUCACCGACGGGGCUCAUGCGCCCGACGGCUGGCGUACGCCCUACAUCAUCGUCACCUUCGUGCUGGGCGUGCUGCUGCUCGCGGCGGCCGUCUACGUCGAGGGCUGGGUCGCCGAGCAGCCGCUGCUGCCGUUCGACAUCUUCAAGCCCAAGUACAUGGGCCGGCUGACGGUGGCCUUGUUCUUUGCCUAUGGCGUGUUUGGCGUCUAUUUGUUCUAUGCCAGUUUCCACAUCAGCGACUACAUGGGCAAAUCCACCCUCCUGACGGCCGUCUGGUUCACGCCCAUGGCGGCCGGCGGCAUGGUUAUCGCCACCGUCGGAGGUUUCACACUUCACCGGCUCCCCGGCAGGAUCCUGCUCAUCAUCUCGGCCUGCGGCUUCAUCCUCUGCGUGCUCCUCUUUGCCUUUGCGCCCCGCGACGGGAAUUACUGGGCGUACAUCUUCCCCUGCAUGAUCGGUGCCACGGUCGGCGUCGACAUCACCUUCAUCGUCAGCAACAUUUUCAUCACGAACAAUAUCGCCCGCCACAGGCAGGGCAUUGCCGGCGGGCUCAUCAACAGCCUGCUCUUCCUGGGUAUCAGCUUCUUCCUGGGUCUGGCCGACCUUGCCGUGGCCGAGGACGAGAAAAGGGGCGGCAGCCAGGGACACAAGGUGGCGUUUUGGUUCGCCACGGCGUGCGCGGCUGUGGUGCUGCUGAUCUUCGCGACCGUCCCAAUCGGCAAGGCGAAGAGCGACCUGACGGUGGAGGAGCGCAUGCAGAGGGAGAAGCAGCGAGAAAGCGAACAGGCGCGGUCAACCCCAGCGGAGGCGGUGUCGUCUGCAUAAAUAUGGUUUUGGUAUAAUCGGAUAGACUCCUCUAGAGAGAUAGACGGUUUGGAUAUAUUUAGAGCAUUCAAGACAGAUACGUAGUUGUCAACAAGCCUCCCGUUGAUUCACC